GCGCGAAACGUGUCACGUCGCCUCCGCUGUGGUUUCAUCUACCAGCUACAACACGUCACGCUCGCCCGCCGUUUUCGCCAGCAACAAUAAUAUUGUUAUCGUCGGUUCGCGUUUGUCCGUUUCGAUUGCAGUUUUACAAUAACCCGCGAUAAUAAUAAAUCAUAAUAUUGUUAUCGUCGUACCGGCCGGGCAUAGCCGUACAGCCGUUCAACGUCCCGGGGAAACGCCAAAGGAGGUACAGUAUUGUUAUUUUGUCGAUUAGGUCAGGACCCACCUGCCUAUUAAUUACAUGAUCAUAACGUAGUAUUGAAUUAUUGUUAUUGCAAUAAAGUGUAUACGCGGGCGUUGCGACCACAGUUAUUCGCGUUAUUCACCGCCGGCACCGCGUUCAUAAACGGAACAUUAAUCGAACAUAAUGAUAUUACACGCGCGUUUCGAUAGUAUUCGUUCUGGAACAGGCGCGUAAACGUCGCGAAACUGUCGCCGUUCCGUUAGCGGGCACUCGACGAUCGCCGCGCAUUUUCACCGGUUCGCGCGGUAAGCGGCGGGCGGCCGCUACAACAGGUGAACCGGGCGGCGGCGGCGGCGGCAUCAGCACGUGUAGCGGCGAGCGCCGUCCGUUCGUUAUCUCUAAACCGCGGCCGCGGUGCAGUUGUCGAACAAUUUUGUUAUUAUUGUUAUUAUUAUUAUUAUUAUUAUUAUUGUCCAGCUCGAACGGCACGCACGACGACACCGCUGGACGGUGACGUCACCGAAGCGGCGGUUGUCCUAGACAACGCCGAGAGCGGACCGGUCCCCCCCGAAACUGGUUUUUAUUUGACUUUAUUUCGUUUUUUGUUUUUUGUUUUUUUUUUUUUAUUUUUGUUUUGCGCCACCGUCCGAGGCGAUUGGGGACCCGAACCAGACUAUUACUAUUAUUAUUGAUGUUGUUUUAAUUUCUCGCGCGUAUGAACAUUAACAGCGAGGCGGUUGUUUCUGUUUUUUCCGCGCGGGUCGCCGUACGAAGGCCGUUCGGCUGUUACAUCACGCCGCGUAUACUUACGCGUAUUUUAUACCCGUUUUCGAUUCGAUUCGACGGUAAUAUUGGCGCGCGCCACCUCAUCUGUGCCGCCCGUCACGUAUUAUUAAAUAUUAUUGUUUUUUUUUUUUUUUUUUUGUCGGUCUUCGAACGCACUUAGCCAAACGACACGCCAUUAUCACCGCGAGCGCGCGACAUGAAUUAUACGACUGUACAGCGCCGCCGCCGCCGUCACCGUUGUCCUUAUUAUAUUAUCGCGCGUGCCCCCUCUCCCCCGCCCACCAGCCCGCGACUCGACGAUAUUGCGGCGCGCGAGUGGACGAGGUCGAGGACAGGCGGCGGCGGCGGCCACGCGUCCUGUCCGUCCGCGCCCUUCGCCUCCCCCGCCAUCCGUUCGCGGCUGCGACGAUGACGACGGUUUUCCGUGGAAAUUAGGCCGCGCGAGUUUUCCGGCGGAAACGCUCGCCCCGCCGCGGUCCCCGCGCAAUUUAGGCGCUAUCGGCGAGGGUCCACGGUGUCGGAACGACAACGUUUCGUCUCGCCGAAAUGCCGGGGUUCACGCGUCAAUAAUCGUAAUAAUAAUAGGUCUAUGGGCGAAGCGCGUUUGGACGACCUGGAUUUAAUGAACCCGUUCGGACCAAUGCUUUUAAAUUUCUAUAAACGUUCAGUUACACUACGGAAACUAAUUUUUAAAUUAAGCAAUGAGUAAAUUAUUUAGGUUCACGUACAAUUUCUGUGUAUCAAUUUAAUUCUGAAACAUACCGAAAACCCCCGGGUAUAUUAAAUAUAUACCUACACCCAUUAUCUUUGUACAAUAGAUGUCUGUGUGUCAUGAUCUUGUACGAUAAGGCAACACAGAUAAAAUACUACUAUAUAAACGCUCGCUAAAUAAACGUUCAGUUAAACUAACACGGGGAAAAUUCUGGUCCAAACGGGCUGUAUAAAAGUAGUAUUUUCUAGCCCACACGGGUCUUGCCCAGGCCUAUGCUCGAAUUCGACUUUCCCGCGUUUAAAACAACAAUCGUUUAUGAUUGCUGUUUUAAACUAAUUUUGAAAAUAAAAAAAAAAAAAACACAAAUCAAACAAAUAUUGUAAUCGUAAAGCGUGUACGCGGUUAACUUUCGACGAUAAUUUCGGAUCCGAAAACAAACCGUCGUUUAGACCGUUCGUCCCGAACGUGACGUGUUUUCCUAUAUGAAUUUCAAUUAAACCCGGCAAACCAUCGGCCGGUAAUGUAUAGGUGACGGACUGGCGUCGUCGUCGUCGUCAUUUACGUUUCAGCGCGAAUGAUCGAUCACUUUGGCGGUUUAACGUUUACACCGUUUUUACUUUUCAUUCGGAUUGGACGAUUCGUCCGGAAUUAUUAUUAUCAUCAAAAGCGAACCUGUUUUCGGACAGGCUAUAUAAUUAGCGUCAACCGUUUGUUGGGAAAUUCGAUCUCGAGUGUGGGACUCGACGGGGAGUUCAAAUCUAUUUUCAGUAUUCUUAUCGAUCCGCUGUAUCGGAAAUGAAAACGCGUUCCAAUUCUUAUGAUAAUUACGGUGUGCGUGUGUUGGACGACUGCGCGAAUCGUCGCCUAUUUCAAUACGAUACGUUUAGGGGAUCGGUGACGAUCCUUUUCAAAAUAUGUUCUCAAAUUCUGUAUCAUUCGACAAUAUUGUUUUGUAUGUUUUAAUGAUUAGGCUUUUCCACCGAUCUAUAAAUCCCAUUUAUUGCGGAAGCGGUGUGGCCGAGAACGGUUUUUUUUUUUUUUUUGUAUAAAACAACUUCUUUAAAUAUAUUUAAAUUUUUUACGGAGUUUACUUGAAAUGAAUUUUCUUAGUUGGAGUGUUUAAAGUCCGAUUUCACAAAAGUGGUAAAGUCGUUUUCAAGCAGACGUCGUGACGGGUUCAAACAUAUUUUCAGAUGUUUUAUCUGAUUACUAGGACAGUAGUCAGUACAUUUGACACAAUAUAACAGGUGUCUAUUCCGAUUUUAAACACAGCCGGCGAUCGAAUCUUCUUAAUACGCAUUAAACUCUUCUCGCGCGUUCGUAUUGCAACGUUCUGACACUGAAUACCGUAUUUUCUACCACGAUUUUGGUAAAACUAGUUAAAUUAUGUAAGAUUAUAUCGGUUUGCGUUCAGUAAGAUAAUUAUUAAGAAGGUCGGUAUAAGAGUCCGGUCCGCAUAACACAAAUCGUACGUAAGUCUCGCCUUCAAGUCUAGGUGCCUGCGAACGGCUGUUUAAUAAGGUCCGUACUUCAGAAUAUUGGAAUAUAAUUUUACGAAAUUUCAAAAACGAAUCAUCGAUUUUAACAUAUUUUUAAUUAAAAAAAAAAAAAAAAAAAAAGUCGAAAAUCGAUUUCCACAAUAACACAGAAACGGUGUCGAUGUACCCGAAACUUUUUUUCCAGAAUGAAAAAUUUAAACAAUCCGAGUACGUGCAUUUUUCCUGGGCUUAUCGGUCCGAACGCAUGGAAAAUACGUCAGGCCCUUUAAAGGCACAAAAUCGGCGCCGUUGAACGUGCGUACAUUUUCCAUGCGGCGCGUUUGUAACACGGAGACCGGGGUGUACCGCAUCCUCUUAAUACGCAGUAAAAACCGGGUUUACGCCUUAUAUCCGGUUUCGCUUAAAGCGCAUUAAGCUAAUACAGUCGCAUUAACUGCGAAUGCCGCGUAUCAGCUUUGGUACACGUGAUUGUCGCCGCCGGGGCAGACCUUGUCCGCCUUUUCCAGAGUUGCUACUGUUGCUGCACAGCACUCCGUCCGAACGCCAUGUCGAUAAUAAUAAUAUUAUCGCCGGCCCCACGGUAAAAAUAAAAUUAGGCCAAGUCAUUAUUUUUUUUUUUCGUUUUUAUUUUUACCACCGCGCGGUAUAACUGGUUUACUGCACGCGAGUAUAUAAGUAUAAUAAUUACAAAGUACAUAUUUUACGCCGACCGUUUUAUAGCCGUCGGAUCGUUUCGAUUAUUGACGAUUUGUUAGUUUUCGCGAUAUUGACACGACUAUAAACGUAUUGUACUAUUAUUGCACACUAAACCGGGCACGCGUACACGGUAAGCAGACAUCAGGGGGAAGGGGAGUUGUUAAUAAGUAAAAAAAAAUUUAAUAACAUUUCGUAUACAGAGAAAUAUGAAUUCGUUCGUUAGAAGUACCAUUUUUUUUUUUUCAAAUUUCGAUGGUUCGAAUUCCCGAUUGUCCUUUGUAUAAUAGUUCCUUCACUUGAGAUAACGCGGAUACCCCCGUAUUUAUUUUCUCGGUCCAAUUCAAAUGGGCAGCAUAGCUUAAAUCACGCGGUUUAGAAAAUUAAAAUCAACUAACACUAACACCCAUUAUUGCUAUACGAUUAUUUGAAAAAAUAAAACGAAAUGUCCGCAACACGUCCGCUACUAUUUCGGUUGAGAAUAUUUUUUUUUUUUUUUAAAAGCAACGCGGUGCUCUCGAAAAUAUUCGCUUCUUUAAAUUUCCCGUGUCCGAAAUAAUUUGAACCGAAACGUCAUCAUUUCAAUGUUUCAAAUCACGCGGUUUUGUUAUGUUGUACCGAAACAGUACAGAAAUAUGUAUACAGGUAUCACAUCCCGUCUUGCCACUGCGAUUUUUCACAUUGAUGAUAUUUUACCGGGGGAGUAAAAUGUCAUCUAGGGAAAUUUGGCCUGUAAGAUAUGAGGGAGGGGGGAUUCCGCAGUCACUAGUAAAAUUAAACUCCCGCCGGUCAAAUUUCUCCUGUGAAAAUUGACCGGCAGCGAGAUUCAAUUUUCGCUGUCACGCCGGUGGGUACUGCUGCCAAUAUUAAACUGCGAAUUUAAUUAAUAUUUAUAGUAGGUAUACGUACCUAUAAGUACACAGUAAUGUUCGAUAAAACGCAGCACAAACUUCUUUUGACGUUUAUCAAACGUUCGCCGUAAGAUUUAGCAGUCAUUUCUGUUUUUAGUAUUAUAUUUAUUUAUUUAAAAAAAAAAAAAAAAACGAGUUGGAAAAACCUACUUUACUAGCAAACCAAGUUUGAGCCGUAUAUUUUAAAAGAUAAACUAGGUAUUACAAUUUCGUAAAAUUUUGAACGAAUUUGCCAACCUAGUGUAUUAAUAUGCGCAAUGCGCAUACUAAGAGCCGUUCUCUCCAACAUAGACGCUUUCGUUUAUCCGAUUUUUAAACGGAAUUUGUGGCCGACGUCUGAUCACGAUCGUUCGGUUUUCGUACGAAAUCCGUUUAAAAAUCAUCGUUUAUGUUGGCGAGAACGGGGCCCCCUAUACAUAUAUUAUAAUACUUGUGCGUAAUAGAAACCUCAACAAAUUCAAAAUCUUUCAGCCGACCGGAUAUUUUUGAAUAACUCUUUAAGCGCCAAUUAUAUAAUUAUUUUAAAUUGUUAAAAUAUUCUCCAGUAUAAAUAUCUAUAAACGCAUAUAUAUAUUGUUAUUCAAUACUCAUAUAGUUAAAUAAAAAACGGUAGUAUUAAUGACGAGCCGAUUCCGAACAGCCGAGGUGGAGGUGGAGGAGAAAAGGAAAAAUACGAAUUUAUAUUUUAAAUUUAAAAUAAUGUUACGAACGAUAUUAAAUCUCCUUUUUAAUCAAAUCAACAACCACGACAGCGUACUGGUAACUUCACGCGGACGGGGAUAUAAUGUGUCUAAACUUAUGUUUAAUAAUAUAAAACGGGGAUAUAACUUACUAUUUAAGGUGUUUAGAAACCUAAAACAAUUGAAAAUAUAUCCUACUUAUAGUAAGUAUAUUAUAGUGUCUAUUUGAUUGUGUCGGUGUACCUCUGUAUAGACUAUAUAAAUAAUGAUUAAACUGUAACUACGUUAUAGUUUUUGGUCAACGCGGCGAUAAGAUAAAAACAAAAAACAAAAAAACUUAUUACUUACCGCGUAACAAUAAUGGAAUUAAAAAAGAAAAGAAAGAUAAUGGGGAUGGGUGCAGCCACUGAUGUAGAUGGGACGUUUUGAAGGUAGAAUAAAGACGGGAAAUUAAUGUAUACCUGUAAGCAACGAUAAAUCAUUGCUUACGAAAAAACGAUUCUUAGCGGAGUUCAGUUGAUAGUGAUACUUUUUCAACAAUAUAUUUGGCAUUUUAUAGUAAAAAACAUAAUUAAAUAGGCUUUAUAUAUUUUCUUUAAUACAAUUUGUUUAAUGUUCUACAGAUUUUCCCAAUUUUCCUAAGUUUAUCCCGUUUUUCCCAUGUUUUAUCCCGGUUUUUCACAUUUUAUGAGAAUACUCUUGAGAAAAUCGAAAAAUUACUUUCAUAAAGUACCUUCACAUUCCAAUUUCCUUUCAGAAAAAGUACAACACGUAGAAAUCUGUGCAAGUCUUCUAGUAGAAAAGUUGCGCACAGAUAAAAAAAAAAAUAAACAUCUUUAUAAAACCAUAAGCUUCUUCGCUCCACUCAGAAUCUAAAAUCUUAUACAAUAAAACCUAUAUAUAUUUACCUAUUCGUCCUACACAACCCCUCCCCUGAUCUGUUAUUAUUUCAAAGAGAAAAAAUAAAUCCCCGCUUACAGUUACAGCCGCGGAACAUUAUUAUAUAAUACCCCGUCCUUCGCGCAAGCAUUUCAUUUGACGCGGGUUUUUUUUAUUCUUCCCGGAGUUAUACAUAUUUAAAUAUAAAUUACAUAUUUAUACCGGCUGAAAUAUUUUCCGAAUUUUUUGUAAUUAAAUUAUAUGUGAUAAUCAACUCGUUAAUUGCACCGUGAUAAUAUCGUUGAUGUGUCGAUUCCGUGGACGUGGCCCGUUCGGCUCCCGUUUUACAAAAAGGUGAAUUCCCAAACGGCUCCCGUUUUACAAAAGGGUAAAUUUCCAAACGGUUCCGGUUUUUACAACAAAAAUUCUUUUCCACUUCAAACAGACUUAGGACUGUCUCAAAAAGAGGUGCGAUUAAAAAUGUGUUGGUGUUUUUUGAAGGUUAUAUUCUAAGUAAAUUAUAAAAAGUCAUUUAUUUGAUACUGUGAAUUAAAUUUUAUUAAAAUGAUAUUCAAUAUUAGUGUUAAAAAAUAGAAAAAAAAAUGCAUGCAUCUAUAAAAAUAUAUAAACAUCAUACUAGGAGUGAAUAUUUUUUAAGACACAAUUUUCGAUAAGCUAGAUAGAAUUCGUUUAACAACAAUCCAUAUAGGGCAUAUAAUGUUUGAAAACGUAAAGUCCAAACUUUAAUAAUUUGAAUAGAUUCAAUAGAACUUGUUAUCGUAAAAAGUAAGAUAUGAUACGAAUAUUUUCUGCGUAACAUAUGUACGUUUUGAGUACAGAAAUACGAGAAAUUGUUACGAGAAAUAUACACGUACCUAGUACCGAUACCGGAGCCGUUUGGGAAUUUACCUACUCGUGCAAUCCUUUUCGACGGGCGACAUUUGGGAAAAAACAAACAUUGUAUGGAAGCCGUUUGGGAACCGACCGAUUCCGUAUCAGGUACAUAUUUAAGACAACAACGACAGGCCAUCAGCAAGUCCAUUCAGAGGUAUUUUGGGGCCCGGGGCAGAAUCAUGCAAGGGGCGUCUUUUUUAUUUAAAUUUUAUUUUAGGAUAUUAAAUCUAGAUACAUACUUUUCACAAAAAUGUGCUGACAGCACUUAUAGUCUAUAGACUACUUUUUAGACUUACCUGAGGUGGCUUUUUAUAAAUAAUAAGUUGUACAUAGUAUAUUGCAUGAAACUUUUGUUUUACGUAUAGAUGUAUUUAGUAUACAAAAUUAUUAUAAUUAUAAAUAUUUUUUUUAAAAAGUACAAUUUAUUAAUAAAUACAUAAUAUUUGUAGUUCAUAAUACUCCGUUCAUUAAUAUUAUUACAGUAUAUAAAUAAGAUUAAAUAUUUUUUUCUUUACGCGAUUACAUGGAACCCCAUGAUUAUUAGGUCUUCGGUGGGCCUAGACGGGCCUCUGAACGGGCUUGGCCAUCAAUGAUAUUUUCGGGGGCUCGUGAAUGUCGUCCUGUGCCGUAACAAAACCGAUGAUAAAAAGGCCCGCAUUGACCUGCCCUAUACCCUGUGGUAAUCGAACUCCUAAUGCCCGUCCCUCUUGUACCGAGGUCUAUAAUGUAGUAAGCGUAUAGUAUUAUACAAACACUCAGUUGCGUGUUAAUACGGAGGGGAGGUAAUAUUACACGCGACAAAGGCUGCGAGGCAGGUACUUUUAUGAUAAAGACUAUUACCGUGCGGAAAACUUAUAAUUGAUGGAUUAUAGUUAUAGUUAUAGUUAGGCGAUUAGACAAUUGGAAUUUGCGUACAUAUUCAAUAUUAAACACUUUCCGAAUAUGGCCGGGUACGUAAAUAUACUAUAUUAUAAACCAUGGACGAGGGGUGUCCGCAUUGAAAAUACGCCACUGCUCAUUGUCCUUAAUAUCUAUAAUCUCACAUCGCCGUUGUAUUAUCGUUUUCGUAAUACACGCGAGUAAUAUUCUAUUAUACGAGAAAUUAUAAUGUAUUGAUAAGUAAUACAAUAUAUUUUCGUGAAAACGAGUUUUAUCGAAUAGAUAAACAUGUUACUGUAGAAAUACCUAUGCACAGAAAUACACACGAGUUUAAUGUAUAUUGAUUGAAUAAUUCAUAAUAAACAAAAAAAAAAAGAAAAACUCCCCAAAUGAUUACCAACGCAGAGUUACGUAAAUGAAAUACUUAUACCUAUACCUAUUAUUGUGUAACGGAACACUCGGUUUUAUUUUAAUUUUUUAAUAUUUUAUACGCCCACGUGCCAUAAUAUAGUACACAUAUAGGUACAUACAGAACGUAUAAUAUGACAUAAAUGUCACCGUUAGUGAAUUGUGCCUGGAAGGGGGUGGUUAGGGGAGAGCGUUUUUUACUGUACAUCCCUUCUCGUUGAAAAUGUCCGCGCAUGCCACUGAUUACCGUAAACAAAUAAAUUAUUAUUAUUAAUUCAACGGAGUUUCUCAUUCGUUUCGAAACGCGUAAAACAUACGUUCUACACCUAUAUAUUGCCACCGAGCAGGACCGAAAACAGAAAAAGGGGGGGGGGUUGACGUCAUGCUAUAAAACGUGUAAAUUGAAAUCGCCUAGUCGACUAUUUAACGAUGGUAAUUUUAUUUUAAAGUCGACAAAAUUAAUAAUUUCUUAUAGGUUUUUCGGUAUUUUGUGAUACGCGAGUACACCGUUAUGGUUAUUAUUAUUAUCGUCAAAUUUAUUACCUAUAUCGAAAGACAAAAUUACGAGUAAAAACGUUUUUUGAAGUCGGUGAAUUGUUAAUCGCAUCGUUGCUCCGUAGAAAUUACACCUUAGUAAAUCCAUCAGUAAACAUUCAGUAUCACUAUAGUGAAUAUUUUUUAGAUACUGGUAAAAUUCCUCUAGUUAUUAUCAACUCCCCCUAAUAUUUUACGCCCUGUCAAGUAUCACGGGGGUCAAUGAUGCGCCAGAUCUACCAGAGAGCUAUACUAAUAGUUAUAUGGGAAAGAUUAGGUAUAAAUAUAUAAUAUUUUAUUUUAAAUUUACUCGAAUCAAAUCGAACGUUCUAAAUAGCGACUGAAAUUGGGUAAACUUUGUCUGAUGCAAAAUGUGUUUAUAAAAAAUCGAUAUCUCUUUAUUAUAUAAUAAUAUAUGCAUACAAGCGAUCCCACGGAAAGUAUUGAACGAAAAAAUUAAAACUCGUCUCCCCUCCACCUCAUGACUUCCCGUCCCGAACCGUCCCUAUCACACGGUUAACCGUUGUCGGCCGGCAAUUUUUUUUUUUUUAGAGGAUACUUACUUGCUCGUGACAACCGAAUUAACUAAUAAUAACUGUUUUUUUUUUAUUUUUCAUCCGCGUCGCUAAGGUAACCCAUAAAUCGACAAAAACAAUUCGUAACAAUUAUACUGAAAACCUCGUAUCGAAGGCUUCAUUUAGGAGUUGAAUUUCGGAAAUCCGAGCACGGGGCUUAUUUUUUAUGUAAAUUGUUUUCAGACGUUUGUCUGCCAUAGACUCGAAUGUAUACGUUUCAUACGCAUAUAAUAAGACUUAGCAACCCUGUUUUAUUCGAAAUCGAAAUAUCAUUUAUUUUAUAAACUAAUGAAAUAACUAUAUUUAUUUGAUAUUGAAUCACACUAUACAGUAAUUGUUACUAUUUUCCAUCAAAAUUCGGUGGUGCGAGCGAGUGAGUGUGUGUGUGUGAGGGGGAGAGUAGUGAAGUUUUCCCGAUAUUUUUGUAUAGUACUUGUGAAUUAUGAGAUAAUUUUUGAAAAAUCCACUAUAAUUUCUACCACUCCCUCGUACCCUUGACGACAUUACAAGACCGCCACCGAAUGGAACAUUCCAAAAAUACCAACAAAAACCGUGCAUAAUAUUGCACAGAGAACAAAAUCUAAAAAAUAUAGAAACUUUUUAUUUAUUUAACAAUUACAAAAAAAAACCCCGCGUAGGUUUGUACCUACUCUACGCUUUUUUUCCCCCGUCCGAAAUCCUAAAAGUCUUUGAUGACACGCGAAGCUCUAAAACCGCCUUAUUUUUUAAAUAUAUAUAUGUAUAUUUGUAUGUGUAUAAGGGAGCUACACGCGCGCUUUCCUUACGGUUCGCAAACUUAAUACCUGGAAUCUCGUGCAUAGGGGCUUCCUCGGCGGGUUUUUCGCGCUCUCCUCCCCUACAAUAUAUACACGUACCUCUAUCUAUAUACAGAUAUAUAUAUAUAUAUAUAUAUAUAUUCCUCAGUCGGCAUUAUUUCUCUAUCUGUAUAUAUAUAUAUAUAUAUACAGGAUAUACGAGCGGCGAGAGCGCGUUUUUAGUCGCCGGGUCGAUAUUGUGUUUCACAACAUCGUGGGGGAGAUAUACGCGCGUUCAGGGGUGCCGGUAUAUAUACGGACAAAACAAGACCCCUAGAGGGAAGUCCCUUAUUCACCCCCGCCCGCUUGGUCCCGUGCCGCCGCGAUGCCCGGUCACCCCAUCAUCCGCUCCGGGAACCCCCCAUCGUGGUGGUGCCCGACCCCUGCAGGCGGCCGUAUACAGCCGCUGUUCCGCCCCGAAACACCGCUGCGAACGCACGGGGUCUAAAAAUACGCGGCGGCGGCGGCCUUUGGCGGCUGUAAAUGUAAAAGCGAAAGAAAAAAAAAAAUUCUCCUCGAGCUUUUAUUUUUCCCGCUCCGUUGUUACCAAGGCGACACGCGUACAAAUUUCCGACGGGAUAUUAUUCACGAUAUCGUAAUAUUAUUAUCAUCGUCAUCGUUUCUGCCCGAAGUAUUGUAAAUAUUAUUUAUUAUCGUCACCGAGCGUAUUAUCGUGUUAUCAUUAUUGUAUGCUCGCUAACAUUAAAUACGGUAAGCUAAAAAUCUGAUAACGCCGAUCGAUCGCUAUAUAAUUAUGUUUUGUACGCAAGGACGAACACUAGCUGUCGGUAGGGUUACCAACCGUGUCCUGUUUCGGACAGGACGGUCCUAUAAAUUUGGUGAGGUUCGUGCCACGACCGAAGACACUUUAAAUUUUACAUAUAGGACAACCCUACGUUUCGUUACGCAUAUCUUAUAGGUUUAAGAGGUAUCCCGUAAGGUGAUACCUUUGAACAAGAAAAAUUUGUUCUUUUGUUAGUUUUGCAUACUGUACAAUUUUAAUAAUAAAAGCAUUGUUAUACGAUUUUUUUGUCUUGGGAGGGGGGAUACUUUUAAAGAAGGUCCCGGGGGUUUCCCCUCUUCCUUGGUCCUAUAUUUUACAUUUAAACAGCCGGCAAACCUAACAUUGCGUUUUGUUUAUCAUUUACCCGUGAAUAUAAUUCGUUCAGAAUCGUAAUAUUAUUUUCGAAAUUUUAAAUUUCGCAUUCACGAUAUUUCCAAUUAAAUUGAACGAUAACGCCGCGUCGUUUAAAAUCACACUGAUUCAAAAUCACGUUUUAUUAUUUUACGAGUGCCAAUAAAAAACCGCGAAAUAGUGGCAUUAAAGAAAAACACGUCUCAUAUAAAAUCUGUCUUUAAUAUUAUUGUCAUUUUGGAGUUGUUGUUUUAGAAACGAAAACAUUUUUUUUUUUUUUUUUGCUUCUGGCAGUCGUCGUUAUGGAAUCGGGACAACAUUGGGAAUUAAACCGACGAACUAGGGUUGCAAAAAAAAAAAAAAAAAAAACAAAGCAAACCAAUGUGCUUUUUUUUAUUUUACAUGUAUGUGUGGUUUUUUUUUCUAAAUAUCUUAACAAUAUCAUUAAAAAUAUAAUUUGAUCGUAAUAGAACAAAAUUUAUUAUUUUUUUUUUUUUAAAUCCAAUAGAAACUGAUUAUUUUCGUUUAUUCGUUGUUCGAAUUUGAUUUUCGAACGUUUUAAACAAGUGUUCAUACGAAGACACUUUGCGAACCUGCCGACACGACGAUGUAAUAAUUUCGCGCGUGCCCAAAAACGAUAUUUUUUUUUUUUUUUUAAACGUUAUACGUAGGUGGGUAUAUUUGCGUAACGUCAUUUCUGCGCACCGUGGUUUGUUAUAACACGCUGCUGACGUCGCCGUUCGAAAUAAUUGAAUUUCUACUCUCUCGGUUUUGACGGCGGCGGUCCGCUCGUCGACUUCGGACGUUUAUACCCACGUCCGGUUCGGGGGACUGCGCGGCGCGCGCGCACGCGAAUGGUGUAGUCACAUAACAAUGGGAACAACAACAUCUUCGGUUGUGAUUUAAUACAGUGUUUAAUACCUAUAACCAUUUAUGUCGUUUUAUUAUCACGUACAACACGCCACGGGUCAUUUUCAACGGAUCUCACACCACCUACCGCGAUCGAACCUUAUUUCCCCCCUACCGCCCACCCGCCCUACUGGCAUGUGGAAGCGUAACGCGUUCGAUACUGCUAACAGGUCAGUGAUUAUAGUACGGAUAAUAUUAUUUAUCAUGCCUUGGCGAUUUUCGUUUCUCAAAAUAUUCGCAACGACGCAAUUAUCGUUCUUCGACUAAGGUUUUCUGGACAAAAAAAAAUAUAUAUAUAUAUAUAUAAUAUCGUGGCGAUUUUCCAUCGCGUACAUAGCUUUCGGUUCGCGUCCUUUUCUCCCCUCAAAUUCACCCUCCGUAGCAGCAGUAGUAGCAGCAGCGUACAAGGCUCUCCCUGCAUUAUUUCGCGCGGCGCUGCAAUAUUAUCGACUCCUCCGGAUUCCCCCUAUACCCCCACUGAGUCACCGUGCAAAGGGUCUGUCCCCCUUGUUUUAAUCCCCCUUUCGCGCUGCCACUCCCCCCAUCGUACGCACACAUACACGCAAAUUUAUCUACAUACAUAUAUAUCUGGGGACCGCGCUUUUAACGAUCGCUAUGACGGUUCCCUCGUGGCAGCGCAGUUCUCCCCCACUUUCAUCCCCCUACGCACGCGAAACAAACAAAAAAAAUAUCGUGCUAAAAAAAAGGGUUGCUGAACUGCCGGAUUGAAGAGCCAAGUCCAGUAUAGUAUCACGAGUAGUUAUUUUUUUUCGAAAUUAUUAAUCAAAAGUUGUAGAAUAUUCAAACGAAUAACUUUUUAGAAACGAUAAUAUCUUAUACUUUCCAGAUUACUUAUUUAUCUAACAGUACACUGUUAGAUACAUAAAUAAAAUUGAUUUUACAACGAAUUAUUAGGUACCAACCUAUAUGACAUUUACAUGUCUAUUAAAUAUCGUUUGAAAUAUACUAAGAAUAUACUAGAGAGAUCUCGAUUAAAAACGUGAACAUGAAAUCCGAAUACACGUGUAUAAAAUACACGUGAAUUCGCUAUUCGUGUUUACGUGUUUUAGUUUUAUUCGCUUGAAUACGUCAUGAAAGUAAAUGAAAAAUAAUACAUGGAGAAUAUUGAACACUCGAUUAUAUACGUGUAAACGUUAAUAAUUACACGUGUACACGGUUUUAUAAAUUCCAAUGUUAUUUUCAUGCGAGUGUAUACGUGAAAUAGUUGAGAGCUCUAGAAGCUACAAUUUAUAUAUGUGUAACUACAUUGUACGUCCUGUGAAUAUGACAAUGAAACGAAAAUACCCGUUUCGAAUUGAAUAUAAAAGAUAAGAUUCACAUAAAAAAAAAAAAAAACUUAACUAUUCUACGAUGAUUUUCGACGUACAUACAGUGCCUUGUGUAUAAUGCAAUAUCGUCGUAUUAAACAAUAACAAUUUUUAUAUUUUCCACUGCGGUAUAAAUACCUAACGGUUAGGUUAGGUUCUAAUCUAUUUACCUGCAAAGCCGAAAAAUCCGAAAACCAUUGCAACAAUAAUUCGUCUGUGUUGUCUACGUAUCUAUAUAGUAUUGUUAUUAUUUUUUUUUUUUUUUUUUUUUUUUUUUUUUUACAGUACGGCCUUUUUUAUUCUGUGCAUAGCCGUUGACGAUAUUGACGAAAAAAACCUUACGCUUAUUGUAUAUAAUAUCACAAUAGGUAUCGGACCGUAAUUUAUUGUGCAGAUCGACGGUCGCCUAAUAAUGCCUACCGUUAUCCGUUUCCUUUGAGACGCCGAAAUACCUGAUGAACGAAUAAUAUUGGAAAUCUGCUAUGUGUAACGCGUACCACCCGUAGUAUAAUGUACGCGUAGACGCAGAUAUCUAUUAUAUUAUUAUACCAGUAUUUUAGUAAACGAGAAACUGACUUCGGGGGGGAAACGUCGAUUUUUUUUCCCUUUUUUUUUUUUUUUUUUUCCUAUAGAUUCAGCUGUAUUACCAUGAAUGUUUUUAAACCGACUAUACAGUGUAUACACUACAGUCACCGUGCGUUGGUGCACACAUGCGGGACCCUCGCUAAGGUUUUAUAAUGUUGCCCCAUAGUCAGGACGUGCAUGCAGCAGGUCUAUCCGAAAAGGUCCGUCUCCCCCGACCCGCCCACGACCGUACACACACCCGUCCCUUGCCGCACACCGUAUAUGUGUGUAUAUAUAUAUAUAUAUACGCGUGUCUGUGUGUGCCCGUGUGCGUGUACGCAUUACUAAAACCAAGGCCCCCCGGCACGACGACGGUCGGGUACCUCGCAGGGGUGACCAAAAUUAUGUUUAACGUUUAGUAUCCAGAAAAAAAAAAAACCCCGAGUAAAACAUCGAGUUUUUUAAUCGAACUACUAUAUAAUAAUAUACGUUUCACACGCGCGAGAGACUACGGUUGAUGUUGAUAACGAUAUUAGUAUUGUUACGGAAUUUCACGUUUAUCAAUUCGUGUGGGUACCUGUAAAACAUUAUACGUUGUAUAUUUUACAUAUAUAUACGUCGUUCGUUAACGUUUUGCUCAAUAAUAGUACAGAGUAAAAUAAUCCGUACGCAAAACAGUCUAUACUGUGGUUUGCACGAAUACAAUCUAAAUCGCAUCGAUAAUCAGCAGACCGUCAAUUAAAAUAUUAUUUUAUAGGUAUUAUAGGUACGAGUAGGCGAUAUUAGAGUACGGAUGAUGUAGUAAUUUCUUUUCUUUUUUUUUCUAUUGAUCCAACACGAAUAAACUACGUCAGUUAUAUAUUUGUGUUUCAUUUCAUAGGAUUAGUACUUGAAAUUUUUAUUUCGAUUUUUUCGCUUUUUAAUUACAUUUUCGGAGUAUUAAUUAAUAAUUAUUAGUACUUUUUAAGGGUUUUGGUGCAUUUAUUUUAGGUGUUGUUUUUUUAAAUUUUUCAUGAGCUACAUCAUACGAACCCUGUGUAGUGAUAUUGUUAAGAAGAAUGAAUAUCGGAUAGCCGAUUAUAAUUCGAUUAUAACGAAAUCAAAUGUACCACCUGCAUAAAUAUCUACACGCACAAAAUUAAAAACAUUGAAUAAAUAUUUGUAAAAUUUUAGUUUGGGAAAUCACGUUCGUGACUACAUUUUUCUCGAAUUAAAAACGAAACACUAAUAUAAAUAUAUUUACGUAUUUUCCCUAUGUUGUUAUAGAUGACGAACGAUAUGGAGGUCAGCAAUAAAUCAUUUCAUCUCCGGUGGAAUAAUCAUUUGGAAAAUUUACGAGCGCUGUUUGAAUGUCUGUUUAACGAACAAAUUCUAGUCGACGUGACAAUCGCUUGUCAAGAUGGCUUAUUGAGAGUGAGACUUUGUUAUAAUAACUUUAAAUACGAUAAUUAUUAUGAUAUGCUUGCAUAUACUGACUUUUUGUAUUUUAUUUUUAGGCACACAAGUUAAUCUUAUCGGCGUGUAGUCCGUAUUUUGAAACGAUAUUUCAAGAAAACCCGUGUAAACAUCCUACGGUGAUAAUGAGAGGUGUUACCGUACAGGAAAUGCAGAGUCUGUGCCAGUAUAUGUACGUGGGUUCGGUCGAAAUACAAGAAAGCAGUUUAAGUUCUCUUUUAAAAGUAGCCAGAGAACUGCAAAUUAAAGGUAAAUUUGCAUUGCAAGCAUUUUUAUUUUUCAAAUUUAAUUUUCUAUAAUACAAUUUGUUUAGGUUUAUCCGAAAAAACCGUCUCCAGUGAUCAAACAAAACCCAAACCGACGUUCAAUUAUGUACCGAUUAAGUCAUCCGAACCUUCCGAUAUCGACGCUAAUAAUAAAUUUGAAAUGGUAAAUGGUAUAUGGUAAUAAUGAUGACCGGUUUCGUAAUAAAAUUAUGUAUAUUUUUUUAGACAAACGGCAGCACGAGUUCAAUAGAAGCGGAUUCAAAGGCCUUCCAAGUUCCCUGUGAAGACGAUUCAUCGGACAAUAAUACGUCCUUCGACCACUCGAAUAUGUUAAGCCCGCAAGUGAUGAUGGACGAGCACACGGACGAAAAUAAACCGACCAUACUAUCGCAGCCUAAAUACCAACCGACCCAAGUAGAUUUCCAGGCGUUUAUUGAGGCUCAGAACAAAGUCAACCUAACCGGGUCGGUCGAGUGCCCGACGUGCCAACGGACGUUCCUUAACAAACAGAAUCUCAGACGUCACAUGCAAACACAUUCUGGACUGAAACCGCACCAAUGUUCAUUCUGCAAUUUGUCAUUUUUAAGGUUAUCGCAUUUACAACGUCACCAUAGGACACAUACUGGCGAACGGCCGUUUACGUGCACCGAGUGCCCGAAGAGUUUCUCGAGAUCAGACAAAUUAAGAUAUCACAUAAUGCAGCAGCAUGCCAGUAUGACUCAUCUUCCCGGACCCAAGCAGAGAGGUAGACCGAAAAAGGUCAGCAUACUAAAAACUGUGUACUGACACUAUACUAACCGCAAAUGCUAACAGUGUCUUGUACAAACAUUUUUUAACCGUAUGCUUUCACUGACAUUUUUAUUAAUGGCAUUCAUUUUUUGUGUAUUUCAGUUUGAUUCACCGACUAGCAAUGUGGAUGUCACCAUGGUGGCGAACAUACAAAAUUUCGAAGAACAAUGUGUUCCAGCACCUGUACAGGAACUCCAAGAGCCAUUAAACUUGGCUCAUUAGAUCUCGUCACCAUUUCAAAAUAUUUUUUCACAUAUUUUUUGAUAAAAUAUAGUGUUCAUAAAUUUUAGUCUAUUAUUAGUCAGUUUUGAAUUUUUGAUUCUUGUGUAAAUAUCCAAUAUGUAUACGUUAGUGUGUGGAUUGCAUAUAAAACACUUUUACUGUGAUAAAGUGAAUUCAUACAUAUUAUUAUUAUUGUGAACAAAAAUUUAUUUGAACUUAGUUUGUCCAAAUGUAUAUAAUAUAUAUUAUUAUUGUAUUGUACGUACAUCUAUUUUAGUAUAUUAUUAUGUAGCUUGUGUCAGGAGUUAUGAUGUACUUGUAUGGAUGAUGAUAUUAUUAGUAAUACCUAUGUUUGUAUUUUUUUUUUAUUUUUGUGUUUAGAAUCAAUCAAUUAUUAUAUUAUACACUUUUAAUUAUACUUUGACCAUAGAUAACUAAUUAGAACAACAUAAUGUUUAUGUACUUGGGGUUUUUUGUCUCCAAAUUUUAGUUUAGCUUUAUUAUCAGUUAUGUUUUACAACUGAUAUCAGAAAAAAAUAUGUUUUCUAUUAAAAAUAAGCAUAUAAUAAGACUGAUAAAAAAAACAAAUGAUUGUAUAAUAAUAAUAACCAAUAUUGUAUGCAAUAGAAAUGUAAACUUACCAGAAUCGAUGAUGAGUAUAUUUUUUUUUCCUUGAAGAAGAUUAAUGAUUGGUUAUAACCAUUGUAUUGUAUUAUAAUACAUAUGUCACAAUAUAUAUUAUUUACGUAUUAUAAAUAUAUUUAAAAAUUUAAUUGAUUGUAUUCUAUGUGUGUUUUUAUAUGUACGUACAUUUAUUUUUUAAGUUUUUUUCUAUUUGUAAAGUAAAUAUUUUAUUAAUACGUAAUUAAAAUCAAUAUUUUCUUUUAUAUAACAGGGUUUAUUAUAAUUUUUAAGCACUGGUUGAAGGUGCUAGACAACUAUUCGAUCCCAAGCUUUUGAAAAAACUACCCGUUUUGUGUGUCGGACUUGGUUGGUUUGAAACGACAGGAUUGCAAUUCAGGCAACCGUUCUUCCUCAGAUGUCUGUUAUUCACAUGUGACAAUGAAUUUUUCAACUGACCAAUUUGUGUAGCCAACUUGAAUAUUUCUUCUUUGAGUUCCUCAUUUUCCGUCUGUAAAUCAUUGGUUUCUUCGCAAAUCUCGUUCAUCUCAUAGGACAUUAAACCUUUGCCUUGUAACUUGUUGUUUUCCCAGUGAUCGCCUUGACCGUUCAGUACUCUCACUACUUUUGAACCGAAGACCAGACCAAUAGUUACUGAUGUACUCAACUGAGUCCGGAUGAAUCCCAAUGUAUAUUUGAAAUUCGGACCGAUGUCGGGAAACAAGAAAAAGCUAAAAUGAAAAAAAGAAAAAUUUAACUCUAUUUAUUUGUAUUAUGACUGGACACAUAUAAAACUAACCAAACGACGAUGAAAUACGGGUGAUCGAAAAAAAUAAAAAUGCAUAGUAUUACGACCGAAUCUUACUGUAUCGUCAUCAUAGUAAUAUUGACUAUAAAUAUGUUGUAGAUGGCAAAGUUGAUGAUUUGUGCUUCAUUGUAAAACGACUCGGCGUUUCUCACUAUGUAACACACCCGGACGCCCCACGCCAGAAACAGAAUUUCACC
This is a messenger RNA of Cinara cedri, 18791 nucleotides long. Lineage: Eukaryota; Metazoa; Arthropoda; Insecta; Hemiptera; Aphididae. The record is from the annotation of a GenBank genome assembly.